This is a messenger RNA of Sporisorium graminicola, 1044 nucleotides long. RefSeq lists its product as uncharacterized. Lineage: Eukaryota; Fungi; Basidiomycota; Ustilaginomycetes; Ustilaginales; Ustilaginaceae. Gene Ontology annotation, cellular component: nucleus. The record is from RefSeq and is a predicted model, not a curated record. Gene Ontology annotation, biological process: protein K48-linked deubiquitination. Gene Ontology annotation, molecular function: ubiquitin binding; cysteine-type deubiquitinase activity. Bases 1 to 1044 code for a protein of 347 amino acids. The transcript has a single exon.
AUGGAAGGCGUCAACGCAGACACGAAGCUCGAAUCACUCACGGAUGCGCAGCGUCUCGAGUUGGCCGAAAAGCUCAAAUCUGAAUCCACGUCCAACCAGCCCCUGAUCUCCGCCGUCGAACCCAUCGAGGUGCUGCAGCACGAAUAUGCGGGCAACGACGCCUUUCUCGGAAAAAUCAACUGGCUCAAGGACGAAGCUGGCUUUAUCGGCAUUCGUCGCGCCAAGGGCGAUGGGGACUGCUUCUACCGCGCGUUUGCCUUUGCGUUUAUCUACAAGAUUAUGAUGAUGAAGGACCGACCUAUGCAUCACUUCACCGUCAAACAUGUGGAGUCGACGCUGCAGCUGCUCAAGCAGGCCGGAUUCGACGAGGAGGUGGUGACGGACUUUUAUGAGCCGCUGAAGAACCUGCUCAGCCGCAUGUACUCGACGGACCCGGAGUCGAAGGAGCUCAACGAACAUGCGCUGGUCGAGGCGAUGAACGACCCGGAACAGUCCAACUCAAUUGUGGUCUACUUGCGUCUGCUCACGUCGGCGUUCCUCAAGCUCAACGCGGACGAGUACACGCCCUUCCUCUUCUCGCUCGAUAACGCGAGCGCCGACGCGGCGCCGCCUGACAUGGCCAGCUUCUGCGCCAACCAGGUCGAGGCGAUCGGCAAAGAAGCGGACCACGUCCAGAUCACCGCGCUCUCGCGUGCACUCAAAGUCUCGCUCGACGUAGCGUACCUCUCGCCGCAACACGCCCCGCCCGCAACACCGCUCGACGAAGACUUCCCCGCCGAACAACUGCACCAGUCGCAAGAAAACACCUCCAGUGCUCCCAGCGCCACGUCCGAGUCAAUAGCCGUGCCCGGCGAGGAGGCGCAAAAGCGCAGGGCCGCCGCCGAACACCCACACCGCUGCGACGUCGUCCGCUUCGAGGUCGAGGGCGGCCAGAUCACCGAGAUCGGCACCAUGCUGCUCAGGCCGGGACACUACGACUUGCUCGUCGAGGCGCCUGUGCCUGCUUCGCCCGAGCCCGAGAUCCCCGCCGUGCUCUCCACUUGA